CAGAGACAAAAACACGAGGGUGCUGAAGUGCCACGUGUUCCGAUGUGAUACUCCUGCUGCAGCCAUCGCCACAAGUCUCCACGAAAUCUGCUCCAAGAUUAUGGCUGAAAGGAAAAGUGCCAAGGCUGCAGCUGGCAGCUCCUCCCAGAACGGCUCCGAUGUACCCCUACAAGAGUUUCCCAUGCCAAAGACUGAGUUGGUGCAGAAGUUUCAUGUGCUGUAUCUGGGGAUGACAUCUGUUUCUCGACCUAUAGGUAUGGACAUCAUAAAUGGGGCCAUAGACAGCCUCCUGUCCUCCACAGGCAAAGAGGACUGGACUCCUGUCAUACUGAGUAUUGCUGACACCACCGUGGCUGUCAUCAAAGAAAAGGAGGAGGAGGAGGAGGUGCUGGUGGAGUGUCGUGUCCGUUUUUUGUCCUUCAUGGGUGUCGGACGGGAUGUGCAUACAUUUGCCUUCAUUAUGGACACAGGGAACCAGCAUUUCCAGUGUCAUGUGUUCUGGUGCGACCCCAAUGCUGGCAGCGUGUCUGAGGCUGUGCAGGCAGCUUGUGUGCUCCGGUACCAGAAGUGUCUGGUGGCACGGCCGCCCUCCCAGCGUGCUGGCUCUUCCACCUCGCCCUCUGCAGACUCAGUGACCCGGCGGGUGACCACCAGCGUGAAACGCGGCGUCCAGUCUCUCAUAGACACUCUGAAAACCAAGAAACAGCCGUCAGAACUCCCCCAGCAAUGACCGUCACCACUGACCACUGCACCCCCCACGCCUCCCCCCAGCCUGGAAGCCACUCACACUAUCGCCACAACAACACUUAAUCAGUACCAGCCAUGGUAACCAAUGAUGUAUAUACAGUAUAACAAACAUCACUGCAGUUAAAGGAAAGAAGAGCAACCCUCAAAUAUGCCUGAUGAUAAAAAAGAAAAAACAAGAGCGCUCAUCUGUUUCGUGUGAAGGAUUGGGAGAAAACUGGUGUCACUGGUUGAACUUUGACCUUUGAACGCUGCUUUGUCCAAGUGGAACCGACCUCCUGGACGUGGAUUUCCGAGGUAGAUGGAUUACUUGAUGGCACACUCUACAAACAGGACACAGGAUUAUACAGAAGAAGAAAAAAAAAAUCUAAUUUCUAUUUAUGGACUGGUUAUGGAGUCACUCAUUGGUUUACUCACUUUUCUUUCCAUCUCUGUCCCCUUCUGAACUCCUGGACUGGAUGGGCUACAGCAGCCUUCCAGGACGAAAAAAAAAAAAAGGUGUUGUCUUGCUGUCAUGGGCAUUUGACAGGUGAAUGAGAAAAGCAACCAAGAGCAGACAGACAGUCAACAGCCUGCAGCUGCCCACCCAAUGGCAUAAAAAUGUUUCAAUCCCUUCGACGUGUGACAGACUUGAACAAGACAAAAACUUAACAUCUCCUUUAUUGAAGAUUUAAGUGAUUGUAAUAAUGAAGUGUAUGUAAAUGAUUGUAUGUAGGAAGAGAGAAUCUAGGGCACAAAACCUGUAGAUAUGAGGGAAAGGUGAGAUGUUGGCGACAGAAACUGGGACAGAAGUGGGGUUUGAUUUUGCAUGUUUUCUUGAUGGGGUAUGUUUUUUGUUGAUGAGUUAAGGGUCUUGAUAUGAAGACAGGUGAACACAAAAAAUAGAUGCUGUCAGCACAAGUCAUCUCCACUUAAUCAUGACUGGAUUUACACUGGCACACAAACAUCUGGCCUAUUCCUCACCCCUGCCUACCGAGAAGGCAAGUCUCUACGCCAUUUACGAAAAUACAAUUUAGAAUCAUCAAUCAGUCCCUUCUCUAAUGGGCGGGUAGAUCAGCAAAAAGAAAGUUAAACAUUUUUAAUGUGUUUUCAAGCUUUAAAUGAGUUAAGAUUGUAACUUUUCCUUUGCAUAUAUUGUAGAAAAAAUGACUUUAAAACAUCAAGAAUGUUGCAUUGCUUCUGUUCAAACUUUACAAAUUCCUCAGGAAUCUUUAUGCAGAUAUCCAAGAUUUAUGUUAAAGCGAGAAAUUCCAAAUCUAGGCUUUGACUAUGGCAGAUGCAAAGCACCCGUGGCUGUAUGAACAGCAGUGCACAGUAGUGUUCGCCGUGCUCGGAUGACACGGAAAAGAUCAAAUCUGUGCCAUACACUAAGGAUUACCUUUUUUUCUUUCUUUUCCUAAGUAAACCCAGCCAGUGUACUCCCACUCACAUACAAAAUAUACACACACAAAUAUGCACAUAGAGCAGUAAAAAAAAAAAAAGUCACUGUCACUGCUGUCAAAACUUUUUACAAUGCUCCGAUGGCUCGGGGCCAUCACCUGCACUCAAUAUGAACUCUGUGAAUGCAGUUUGAUCUAAAUGGAAAACACUCAAAACAAAGGAGAGAUUCUAUAAAUCAUUUCAUUUCUGUUCGUCACCCAUCUCUACACCGUGUAAAUGUAAUCUGUUGUGACAAUAAAUGCAUUACCAAAAGGAAAAA
Molecule: messenger RNA, 2443 nt
Organism: Stegastes partitus (bicolor damselfish)
Lineage: Eukaryota; Metazoa; Chordata; Actinopteri; Pomacentridae
Gene: apbb2a
Product: amyloid beta (A4) precursor protein-binding, family B, member 2a
Exons: 6
Coding region: 101-730 (209 amino acids)
Biological process (GO): regulation of DNA-templated transcription
Cellular component (GO): cytoplasm; nucleus
Molecular function (GO): amyloid-beta binding; transcription factor binding
Source: RefSeq, a predicted model, not a curated record